GAAAUCUGAGCUAUGCUAACCAUUGCUAACUGGAGAAGUGGUAAAACUCGCUAAGGGACGCUAGUUAGCUUGCAGCAAAACCGUAUGAAUCGCUUAUUUUGGAAACGAUGGACGUUUGCCGUUGCUCCUAUUUAAACGUGUAUCACCCGAAUGUUAUGCAAGGUAACAGAGGACCGCGUCCCGAGCAGCAGAACCAUGGCCCGCCGCGACAGCCCAACCCCCAGGACCAUCAAAAGAAAGCAGCCGAGGGAGAUAGUAAUGGACAACACGCAGACAAUACCGAUCAGUCUAGCCCAAACGCAGGUUUAACCAUAGACCUGCAGAGCUUCAGAAAGCCAGGGGAGAAGACAUACACCCAGCGAAGCCGACUGUUUGUUGGGAACCUUCCCACAGGAGUCUCUGAGGAGGAAGUGGAGAAGCUCUUCUCCAAAUACGGCAAACCCUCCGAGAUCUUCAUCAACAAGGACAGAGGCUUUGGCUUCAUCAGACUGGAAACCAAGACUUUGGCAGACAUUGCCAAAGCAGAACUGGAUGACACUUUGUUUCGAGGGCGUCAGAUCCGUGUCCGGUUUGCGACACAUGGCGCCGCUCUCUCCGUGAAAAACCUGCCACAGUUCGUCUCUAACGAGCUGCUGGAAGAGGCCUUCUCCGUGUUCGGCCCCAUCGAACGCGCCAUCGUCAUCGUGGACGACCGCGGACGGCCGACAGGCAAAGGCAUCGUAGAGUUCGCCAACAAACCGUCGGCUCGCAAGGCUCUGGACCGCUGUGCAGACGGCGCCUUCCUCCUCACCGCGUUUCCCCGUCCGGUAACGGUUGAGCCAAUGGAACAGCUGGAUGAGGACGAGGGACUUCCAGAGAGAUUGAUCAGUAAAAACCCACAGUUCCACAAGGAACGGGAGCAGCCCCCGCGCUUCGCCCAGCCCGGUUCGUUUGAGUACGAGUACGCCAUGCGCUGGAAGGCCCUGAUGGAGAUGGAGAAGCAGCAGUACGAUCAGGUGGAACGCAACAUUAAAGAAGCACAGGAGAAACUGGAGGCCGAGAUGGAGGCCGCACGCCAUGAACACCAGGUCAUGCUAAUGCGACAAGACCUGCUCCGUCGACAGGAGGAGCUACGGCGCAUGGAGGAGCUGCACAGUCAAGAGGUGCAGAAGAGGAAGCAGCUGGAGCUGAGACAGGAGGAGGAGCGUCGGCGCAGAGAAGAGGAGCUGCGCUCUCACAGCGAGGAGAUGAUGAGGAGGCAGCAUGGCCCAGGAGGCAACUUUCCUGAAAAAAGGGAUCCAGAGAUGAGGAUGCAUAUGCCAGGUCCAGGAAUGGGGAUGAGAAACCCAAUGGGAGGAUCUAACAACGUGCCCUCUGGAGCGCCCAACAUGCCAGCCAACGAGGGAGCUGGUAAUAAUGUUGUCCCUGGUAUGGGACAGGGUGGAUUUCUGAGGGCUCCACCGGGACCUCCUGACUUUGAGCCUAACAAACGCCGCAGAUUCUAAAACCAUCAGCCAAACACUUUUUAAAAAACACACAAACACACACUGUACAAUAGUUCAGUUUCACAUUAUGGAUUUAUAAUUCCUUUUACAUACCUCUUAAGUCGAAUGGGAAUGGACUUUUUGUUUUAAGUUGAUUUUGAAGUGUUACUUUUGAGCUGACCCUCAAGAAUUGGCAUCUUGUACCCUAAGGGUGAAAACUUGGUUUUUGUAUAGAUCUCCUGUCUCUCUUAUUUUCUCCCUUGCUCUUUCCUACUCUCUCUCUUUCUCUCUUUUUUUUUUCUUUUUUUUUUUUUCUUUGUAUUUCACCAGAAAAUGUGUACUUUUUAUAGAGUUAGGAAACUCAUUUUGUCAAUUUCACUUUCUCAACUGCCUGCCUUUCUAAACAGCUUUGAAUAAAUUCAUUUGAUUUUACAUUACUGAUGGCCUUUGUUGUUACUCAUUUUUUCUGUAGUAAUACUUCAGAGGUGGUACCUUCUCCAG
This is a messenger RNA of Chanos chanos (milkfish), 1964 nucleotides long. It is a transcript of the gene nono, whose product is annotated as non-POU domain containing, octamer-binding. The record is from RefSeq and is a predicted model, not a curated record. The transcript has 10 exons. NCBI's taxonomy places the organism in Eukaryota, Metazoa, Chordata, Actinopteri, Gonorynchiformes, Chanidae. Bases 108 to 1484 code for a protein of 458 amino acids. Gene Ontology annotation, molecular function: RNA binding.